CCUAGUUGGGUUUUGGGACUCGCCCUAGCAACCUACGUGUGUAUGUGUUGCACAUAAUAGUUAUAUUCUGGGUGAUUGGACGCGUCGUUAUUUGAUGUUUGACUACCGAGCGAAAAUGAGUGAAAAUGUAAAAGUUGUAGUGCGGUGUCGCCCUAUGAACCGAAAAGAAAAUGAAAGUAAAUGUGAAAACAUUGUUGAAAUUAAUGAAUACGCAAUAUCUGUGAUUAAUCCGACGGCACGUAAUAGUCAAAAAAAAAUGUUCACAUUCGAUAGUGUGUACGACAUGAUCUCAAAAACUGAAGUUAUUUAUAACGAAAUGUGCUAUUCUUUAGUGGAGAGCACAUUAGAUGGAUACAAUGGCACUAUAUUUGCUUAUGGCCAGACUGGCUGUGGUAAAACACAUACGAUGCAGGGCGAUGAUAACGUUAAAGACGGUUAUAAUUGCGGAAUAAUACCCAGAUGCUUUGAACAUAUUUUCGAAACAAUAUCUAUGGCCACUAAUAUUCGAUAUUUGGCUUUAGUAAGUUAUUUGGAAAUUUACAAUGAAAAUAUUCGAGAUCUGUUGUCUGAUUCUACGGGUAUUAUAAAUCAUCCGCUCAAAGAAAUGCCAGGCGUGGGAGUGACAGUGCCAACGUUAACCACACAACCUGUUAUCAAUGCAAAACAAUGCUAUUAUUGGCUAAAAUUAGGCAACAAAAACCGUGUUACAGCUACUACUCUAAUGAAUGAACAAAGCUCCCGCUCACACACAAUAUUUACAAUAAGUUUGGAGCAAUUUCAAGGACCUUCUUCCCCAGCAGUAUCGAGUAUUGCAUCGGGCGAUAUUAUGGGAGGAAUUCGGAGAGGAAAAUUAAGCUUGGUCGAUUUAGCAGGCUCUGAAAGACAGCGUAAAACUGGAGCUCAGGGUGAGCGCUUUAAAGAAGCUACAAAGAUUAAUUUAUCGCUUUCUGCUUUGGGAAACGUAAUUUCAUCAUUGGUCGAUAGCAAAUCAAAGCAUGUACCAUAUAGGGAUUCAAAACUUACACGUCUGCUACAGGACUCUUUAGGAGGCAAUACAAAAACUCUCAUGAUAUCAUGUAUUUCACCAGCAGACUCAAACUACGACGAGACUUUAUCCACACUGCGUUACGCUAGCAGGGCAAAAAAUAUUUCAAACAAACCAAAAAUUAAUGAAGAUCCAAAAGAUGCUCAGCUUCGUCAGUAUCAAAGUGAAAUUUUACAUUUAAAAAGAAUGCUCGAAGAAUCCGAACAAAAAAUAUUCCGUAAGAAAGACGAAGAUAAUAAAAUAGUACAAUUAUCUUAUACAAAUUCUGAUUUGCACAGUGCAAAAAUAGACGUUGAGAUUGCCAAAUUAACUUUUCCGGCAUCAAAACCUGAAAAGGAAAACCUAUCUGAGCUAAAUAAAUCAAUUAACGAAUCAAGCGAUGAGCUGCAAUUACAAGCACGAAAUCGUAUCGAUUUUAUUAAACGAACUUUGAUCGGAGGUGAACGUGCUAAUGAUUUGCAGCUAAGGGAACGGCAUAGGGUAAGAAAAGUAGCAGCACAACGCCAUUUAAGUGCCAUCGCGAACGCAUUAAGUAGAGUCGAAAGCGAUGAUCGAGACCUUUUGCAAGGUCAUUAUGCCAGUAUUACACAGGAAAUUAACAUAAAAAAUGACCAUAUAAGAAUCUGCAGACAAAAAAUUAAAAUGCUUGAAAGAGAAGUUGCUGAUUUAAACUCCGAGUUUCAGCUAGAUCGAGAGGACUAUUUAGAUGAAAUUAGAAAUCUCGGACGUAAUAUAAAAUUCUUUCAGCAACUAUUUAAUAAAGUUCAGCCUAUUCUUCGAAGAAAUGGUAAAAAUUGGUGUCCCACCGUUAUUCUAGAAAACUCUGUUUGGAAUGAUGAUCUUAAAGUUUGGAGGAUUCCUGAUAUAGAUACCUUAAAGCUACCACCGGCUCAUCUGAUCCCUGAUUUUCAGCGAAUCAAUAGCUCAAGAAUAAAUGGUAUUAAAAGCUCAAAAUAUAUGGAAAAAAAUCCCAAUAUCGCCAGUGUGGAGGUGCAAGCUGACGAAAAAGACUUCGAAAACUCAGACAUAACCAAAGAAACGUAUAAUGUAAAUAUACUUCAAAAUUACUUUCGGUCAAGCCGUCAAAAAAAUAAGGACUAUGAACCAAGUACACAUCGGACUAAGAAGUUUCAUGUAGAAACAGAUCUUAUAUCAACAAAAACCAAUAUUCCUAUGUCAACUCAACUAAAAAAACUGAUCUUUCCCGUAAAAGGUACAACAGAUCUUUCAAAAAUUGGUAAUCGUUUUGGACUGGAAAAAUGAAUACACCCUACGCAUAAUAGAAAUGCAGGAACGGAUUUGAUAAUGCAAGAUGAAGUAAUUUCAGCUUAAUUAAAUAAUAUUGUAGAUACAUCCUAUGCGGUUGUAGAUUAAUUUUAAGCAUUGUCAAUUAACCUCAAACAUGCCUUACAAUGCAUAGUUCGAAAUAAAAUUGUCGAAAAAUCGUACCGUCUCGAAUGUACUUAUUGGGUUUCGAGCUCCAAAAUUUUGAAUAUACGAAAAACCAUAAGGCGUAGCAUCGUAGAGAAUGACUAUAGCUACUAGAUCUGAAUACGAUCGGAUCAGCAGUUAAUCUCCUGAUCGUAAAAGAAAUUUCGAACUUUGCGAUUAUUUGCAAGGUGAUGGUCAUGGCUUCAUUAUUUUAAGAUUGAUCUAUUGCAGACGUCCUAUACACAAUACAUAGGAAAUCAAGUUAUCGGUUACUUGCAAUAUUCCGACAACUACUUUUUUAGUAUAAUUUUAUAAAACUACUAGCGGACCCAGCGAAUGCUUUCUCGCCGCAAUUUAAGGCCUUCAGAUAAAGUCCUGAUCGAUAACACUAAAAUGCAUUUAACUUUGCCUUUUAAGCACGCUUUUCUUCAUUUUUUUCAAAAACUUUG
Molecule: messenger RNA, 2925 nt
Organism: Drosophila obscura
Lineage: Eukaryota; Metazoa; Arthropoda; Insecta; Diptera; Drosophilidae
Gene: Kif3C
Product: kinesin-like protein KIF17
Exons: 7
Coding region: 95-2308 (737 amino acids)
Biological process (GO): microtubule-based movement
Molecular function (GO): ATP binding; microtubule motor activity; microtubule binding
Source: RefSeq, a predicted model, not a curated record